Messenger RNA from Ramularia collo-cygni, 1641 nucleotides. Its product is annotated as related to HLH transcription factor (GlcD gamma). Gene Ontology annotation, biological process: regulation of transcription by RNA polymerase II. Bases 1 to 1641 code for a protein of 546 amino acids. Lineage: Eukaryota; Fungi; Ascomycota; Dothideomycetes; Mycosphaerellales; Mycosphaerellaceae. Gene Ontology annotation, molecular function: DNA-binding transcription factor activity, RNA polymerase II-specific; RNA polymerase II cis-regulatory region sequence-specific DNA binding; protein dimerization activity. The transcript is spliced from 2 exons. The record is from RefSeq and is a predicted model, not a curated record.
AUGCCUGCAGCUUCCUCCCAAGAGAACCUCACUGUCUUUCCACCCUUCGAACACCACAGGCGUGACUCCCCGCUCGAGCUCGGCCUGGGCCGUGAAUCGCCAUCUUCGGACAUGACUUCGCCUUUCAUCAAGAGCGAACCUUCCGACUACAACAACUUCGACCCCAACCAAUACAUGCAAUUCGACGGUCAUCACUCUAACAACAACAUGUCCAACCCAAGCGGCAACAUGAACGUGAACCCUGCAAACCUAACCAACGGCAACAACGCCUUCAUGUCUUCGAGCUUCAUUGCCGAUGAUGAGCUCCUCGACCUCCACAUCGACCAGGCCCCAGCACCCAAUGGCCACCAUUUCGACUUCGGCUCGGGCAUGAGCAAUUUCAUGAACCAGCAGCAGAUGUCGCAGCAAAGCCCAGGCGUGUUUUCAAACGCCGGUGAACAUGGCUCCAUGGCAUCGCCUUUUUCGGGCGACUUCAACAACUAUAACCAGUUCCGCUCGGGAUCCGGCCAGCAGUUCGGCGCACACAGCCUACCGCAGCAGCAGCAGACGGGAUUUCGGCCUCACAUGCAACACAUCGACCGCAAGGUGUCUGACUCACGGUCACCUGCCACACCGAACACGCCUAGCAUGAACCAUUUGAAUAUUGACGAUUACACCCACCCAGGUAUGCAGGCCAUCCAACACAGAGCGCAUAACUCACUCGGCAACGGUUGGGAGAGUACACCAAGUGGACACAGCUGGGAUCAGUCCUCUCCAUAUCCAUCUCCCCAAAACGGCCAACCCGUGCACGCUCAAAUCUCGGAGGUUCUGAAGAACAACACACACCAUCACAAGGUCGCAUCCUCACUGCCGACAAAGAUGGAGCCUGGCACUGGCCCCAACUUCGGCAACCCCGCACAGGACGCCAAGAAGAAACGGCGUCGUGAAUCGCACAACAUGGUCGAGCGCCGACGGCGCGACAACAUCAAUGAGCGUAUUCACGAUCUUGGAACGCUCGUUCCUCAGCACCGACUCGAGGACGAAAAGGUGCGAAAGCAUCUCCAGACCAAUGCGCCACUGUCGCCCUCGAUUGCCAAUGCGGCGAGCAUGUCCCCUCCAAACGCCGCGGCUUCGUUGCUCGGCGCAUCAAGUAGACGAACUGGCUCCGGGAACAUCACGCAGGGAAUUCCAAUGGAGGACAAAGACAAAGGCCCAAACAAGGGUGACAUUCUCAAUGGGUCGGUUGCGUGGACUCGGGAUAUGAUGUGGUUCAUGCAUAUGAAGCUCCACCAGGAGCAAGAGGUCAAAGAACUUGUGUCACGCCUGGGCGGCACUUGGCCUUUCGAAGUCACCGAUGAGGAGAAGCGCAUGCGAUCAGAAAUCUUGGAAGUCCUCAACAAGCACACAACCGAAGCCGGCUUCUCCGGUUUCACGGGCUACUCCCGUGCUCCGGGUUCUGGUCUUCGCGUCCCUGGCUUCACCAACGUCGCCGGCGACAGUACCAACGACGGCCAGUCACUGAACGGUGUCUCACUCCCUCCGAUCAGCCCUGGAUUUCAACCAGGCGGCAGCGGCAUGAGCAGCGGCAUGUCUCACCACGCACCCAAUCAGUUCUGGGCCACCGACCUCAAGGAGGAGGAGGAUUACGAGCUGAUGCAGUAG